Molecule: messenger RNA, 1103 nt
Organism: Hyaloscypha bicolor E
Lineage: Eukaryota; Fungi; Ascomycota; Leotiomycetes; Helotiales; Hyaloscyphaceae
Exons: 2
Coding region: 113-661 (182 amino acids)
Source: RefSeq, a predicted model, not a curated record
GGUGCAGACGUCAACAAACAGACCGGAAAAACUGGAAACGCUUUACAUGGCGCUGCUGCAAAAGGGAGUAGAGCAAUAGUGCAGCUGCUUCUUGACAACAAAGCUGACGUUAAUGCUCAAGGCGGAGGAUACGGCAAUGCUCUUCAAGCCGCCGCAUAUGGGGGCAAUCAAGCAACCGUACAGCUCCUCCUCGAUAAUAAAGCCGAAGUCAAUGCUCAAGGCGGAGGAUACGGCAACGCUCUUCAAGCUGCCGCAUUUGGGGGCAAUAAAGCAACCGUACAGCUCCUCCUCGAUAAUAAAGCUGACGUUAAUGCUCAAGGCGGAGGAUACGGCAAUGCUCUUCAAGCCGCCGCAUAUGGGGCUAUCAACUGGCCGCAUUUGGGGGCCAAUCAAGCAACCGUACAGCUCCUCCUCGAUAAUAAAGCCGAAGUCAAUGCUCAAGGCCGGAGGAUACGGCAACGCUCUUCAAGCUGCCGCAUUUGGGGGCAAUAAAGCAACCGUACAGCUCCUCCUCCUCGAUAAUAAAGCCGAAGUCAAUGCUCAAGGCGGGGAUACUACGGCAAUGCUCUUCAAGCUGCCGUAUGUAGGGGCAAUAAAGCAACCGUACAGCUCCUCUCCGAUAAUAAAGCCGAAGUCAUGCUCAAGGCGGAGUCUAUGGUAAUGCUCUUCAAGCUGCUAGAUCUCGGGGCCAUCAAGCAAUCGUGCAACUCCUCCUCGAUAGUAACAAGGCCAGUGCUCAAGCCGGGUAAUAUAGCAAUGAUCUCCAAGCCCACAGCAUGUCAGCGCCGCACAUAUCGCCGACAGAACCUCUCUGGUAACUGUCGCAGGUGCAGAAUGCGCUCUCUCCUGAAGCAUAAAUUGGUGCCUCCGGAGGAGCUUAUAUAGUGGUGAAACAUGCCCAGGAGCUAAGCCACUGAACACGUGUGAUCGGCACGCAGAGGGCAGUAGGGGGGGCCCAUAUGCCAUGCAACAGUAACCUCCUUACUAUACUAUACAGUUGUGUAGACUCAAAUCAAUUGAGUGUUGCAUUAGCUGUGCCUCGUGCAAUUCUCAGCCACGAACGUGAUUCAACGGACGGAGGGAGAUUUGUUGAAACUGGCCAA